Messenger RNA from Helicoverpa zea (corn earworm), 965 nucleotides. Its product is annotated as probable calcium-binding protein CML14. The transcript is spliced from 2 exons. NCBI's taxonomy places the organism in Eukaryota, Metazoa, Arthropoda, Insecta, Lepidoptera, Noctuidae. Gene Ontology annotation, cellular component: myosin II complex. Bases 1 to 753 code for a protein of 250 amino acids. The record is from RefSeq and is a predicted model, not a curated record.
AUGGGUCCAAAAAAGAAAGCUGAUAUUAAAAAGAAGUCUGCCCUGAAGCUUGUGCCGACGGGACCCCCACCAAAGCCGAAGAAAAUACCUCCUCCACCAGCCUCAUUCACCAACGACGAUAUCAUGAGAUAUAAAGAAAUUUACAAAUUACAUGAUGAGGAUAACAUUGACAAGGUGCCGCUAGCAAUGAUCCCGCUUAUGCUGAGGAAAUUAGGAUUCAAUCCCAAAACCGCCGAAAUAAACCAAUUGUUCGAAAUGUUUCUCGAAGACGAAUUUGUCGAUACCGUCGAGUUUCACGAAUGGCUGCAAAUGAUCGAGGCUAAAAUCAGUUGGGGAGAUGACUUCGAGGCAGCCAUCACAAAAGCUAUGGCAGCCUUAGGACACGACGACGAAGAAACUGGAUUCGUAGACUUCGAACUGUUCCGGGAUGAACUGAUGACGUGGGGCGAACCCCUGCAAGAAAUAGAAUUCAUGGAUUGGAUAAAACUCGCACUAAAGGAUAAAACGUAUAAUCAAGAAGACGGGAGGUUUUGUUACGGCAAGUUCGUGGAGAACAUGAAUAAUAAAGACAUGAGAUACUUCAAAGAACCCAUUAACUAUUUCAAACUUGAUCAGAAGACUUUGGCUGAGAUGGCUAUAAAGAAGGCACAAGAAGAGAAACAAGAGCAUGAGAGGAAAGAAGCUGAGAAAAAGGCUCGAGAGGAGGCUAGGAGACAGAAGAUGAUAGCAGAUGGCUUAUUGCCACCAGAUUAAGCGUGUGCUGCUCUGGAGCACCACAAACCGACCUCGUUGAUCAUCAAUUCGUUCACACAGUUUUUGUAAACAAUAUUUUAUUUUUAUACCUUUUUUUAUUUUAUAACUUUUUUAUUUUUAUUAUAUAAUGAUACGAUAUUGAGCUUCCGAGUUUUAAUGUUUAGACCUUGAAUCUUAGCAAACAAUACGUAUGUCAAGCCUUACAAUCCAUG